Chanos chanos (milkfish) is the source of this 1728-nucleotide messenger RNA. RefSeq names its product scavenger receptor cysteine-rich domain-containing group B protein (gene ssc4d). Gene Ontology annotation, molecular function: serine-type endopeptidase activity. Gene Ontology annotation, biological process: zymogen activation. Gene Ontology annotation, cellular component: plasma membrane. The record is from RefSeq and is a predicted model, not a curated record. NCBI's taxonomy places the organism in Eukaryota, Metazoa, Chordata, Actinopteri, Gonorynchiformes, Chanidae.
AUGCGAGACCAGCGGGUUCAGGACAGCGUCUGCAGGCGCUGGAAGUUUGUCACCUGCAUUCUCAUCUCGGUUCUGACAUCGCUACUGAUGCUGACCGUCACCGCUCUACUACAGUUUGGCGAUCUCACAGUGUCAAGAAGAGCAGUUUCCACCAAUAGCACACAGGUCCCCAUGCUGCCUCAGUCUCAAGUGCGGCUCGUGAACGGCAGAAACCGCUGUGAGGGUCGCGUGGAGGUUCGGCACAACGACACGUGGGGCACGGUGUGUGACGACGACUGGGACAUGGUGGACGCCAACGUGGUGUGCAGACAGCUGAACUGUGGGCUGGCCGUGGCAGUGGGCAGCAGCUCCAGGUUCGGCCAGGGCUCCGGCGCCAUCCUGCUGGACAACGUGGACUGCAGGGGGGGAGAGACGGACCUGGGACAGUGCGGAAGUCUUGGAUGGGGCAUCCACAACUGCUACCAUUACGAGGACGUUGCAGUCAUCUGUAAAGGUUUGUCUGUGGUGGGUCCUCCAGGUAUCGAUGGACCGACCACACCAUCAAGGAGAAAUGCUGGGUUACGAGAUGGUACGAUCCGACUGGUGGGCGGACAGGACCACUGUCAGGGACGGGUGGAGGUGUUUUACCGCGGCAGCUGGGGGACUGUGUGCGAUGACGACUGGGGGAUGAAAGACGCGGGCGUGGUCUGCCAGCAGAUCGGGUGUGGCCAGGCCGUCACGCCCACCACCAACGCCUACUUCGGCUACGGCACCGGCCUCAUCCUGCUGGACAACGUCAACUGUAACGGCUACGAGAGCCAGCUGUCCACCUGCUACAGCCUGGGCUGGGGGAUUCACAACUGUGGCCACCAUGAGGAUGCUGGGGUCAUCUGCUCCGGUACCACCACCACUCGACCUGUGAACACUGAGUCUUUACCGCGAGGCUUCUUCUUCACCGAGAGCACAGCAGUGACACACGUAACGACGCCGGUCACGCAGACGAUAACGACACCACCCACGCCUGCCCCCACCACCAGAGCGCGGCCAGUCAUCCGCGUGGCCAACGGGAACAGUACCUGUCAGGGGAGGGUGGAGGUGUACUACAGGAACGUGUGGGGGACGGUGUGUGACGACGACUGGGAUUUGGCCAACGCCCAGGUGGUGUGCAGACAGCUGGGCUGCGGCCCGGCCAUCGCCGCCAAGCAGCUGGCGUUUUUCGGCUACGGCUCCGGGCCCAUCAUGCUGGACAACGUGGACUGCAAAGGCAACGAGCCGCAGCUGGCGGACUGCUUUCACCUGGGUUGGGGACAACACAACUGCGGCCACCACGAGGACGCGGGGGUCAUCUGCUCGCCGCCUCAACCGUUUGUUGUAAUGUCCAGAGAUUUUCCCGUGACGGACAGAAUAACCACAACCAGGGCCCCAGUGGAAGGUGCGGUGAGGUUGGCGGAGGGUCAGCACCGCUGCGAGGGCCGGGUGGAGAUUUACCUGCAGGGUCGCUGGGGCACGGUGUGCGAUGACGCCUGGGACCUCCCGGACGCCCAGGUGGUGUGCAGGCAGCUGGGGUGCGGGGAGGCGGCGGGAGCCAGGGGGGAGGCGUAUUUUGGGCGGGGUUCCGGCACCAUCCUCUUGGACAAUCUGAAAUGCAGCGGUGCGGAGGCAUCCCUCCACCACUGUUCCCACAUAACCUGGGACGUCCACAACUGUGACCACUCAGAAGACGCCGGCGUCACGUGUUUCCUCUUGUGA